UAAAAACCCCCAAAAUUCCCCCCCCCCCCCUCUUCUAAACAAACACUUAUCUCUCUUCACUUUUCAAAACAAACCGCCGGCGACUGCCUCCGCCAUUGUUCCCACCACACUCCGCCGUAUCUGCCCCCCACUUCUCUUCUCCUUCCUCCCACUGUUUCAAACUAGUCUAUUCUCAGUGUUCAUCACCUAAUCCUUCUUCUUUAUCUCAAUUAGUCUUUCCUCUGCAACUCACUUUACCGGCGCUCUGCCUUUUCUCUUCAACAAUCUUCGUAAGCUCCGGCGGUUUUUUUGUUUGAAUGUGCUUCUUUUCUGGCUUUUGCUGUUCUGUAGAAUUUUGGAAUUUCUCCCUUUUCUAAACAUUCUCUACAACCCUUUUCGUUUUCUACUUCUAGCAUCUUGUUUGUAUGUAUGCGACAUGUGUUUGAGUGAAACUAGCUUAGUUUCAGUAAUUUUAUUCUUAGUCUGAGCCAUUUUGAGGUCUCUGUGACUGUGGUUUUUUGUUCAGUACCUGUAUAUUUCCUGCUAUGGCUUCUUUGUGUUGGUUUUGUCUUCGGAGUUAAUCAACAAUGCGAGCAUUUUUGAAGAUGAAACGGCUGAUUGAGUUAUUCAUCUUGUUCGUUUUGGCUCCACUUUGUGCUCGAUGUGUAAACCUAUCUUUAAACGGCGACGUUUUGGGUCUGAUUGUGUUUAAAGCUGCUGUUCAAGAUCCCAAGCUGAAACUCGCGAGUUGGAACGAAGAUGACGAUAGUCCCUGCAAUUGGACUGGUGUUCAAUGUAGUCCCAGAUCCAAACGAGUCAUCGAGCUCAACCUCAAUGGCUUCUCUCUCUCUGGUCGGCUUGGCCGAGGGCUUUUCCAGUUGGAAUUUCUGCAGAGAUUAUCGCUCUCCAAUAACAAUCUUAGUGGAAAUAUAAGCCCUAAUUUUGCUCGAGUGGAGAAUCUUCAGAUGAUUGAUUUGAGUGGGAAUAACUUCUCCGGUGCUGUUUCGGAUGAUUUUUUUCGUCAAUGUAGGUCAUUGAGAGUCAUUUCUUUGGCUAACAACAAUUUUUCUGGAAAAAUUCCUGAUAGUUUGAGCUUUUGUGGGAGUCUUAUUUCAGUUAACUUUUCCUCAAAUCGGUUUUCGGGUUCUUUGCCUUCUGGAAUUUGGUCUAUCAGUGGGCUUCGAUCCUUGGACUUGUCUGAUAAUGCUCUGUCGGGUGAAAUUCCAAAGGUAAUUGAGAAUUUGUAUAAUCUGCGGACUCUUAACUUGAGCAAGAAUCGAUUCUCUGGAGAUAUUCCUGAUGGCAUUGGGAGCUGUUUGCUUCUGAGGUCCAUUGAUCUUAGUGAGAAUUCAUUCUCUGGGAAUCUUCCUCAGACCAUGCAGAAACUUGUUUUGUGUAGUAAUCUGAUUUUAGGCAGGAAUUUGUUUGAUGGAGAUAUUCCAGAGUGGAUAGGAGAAAUGAAAAGCCUUGAAACUAUUGACUUUUCAGGGAACAAUUUUACUGGUCGUAUUCCAGCUACAAUGGAGAAUCUUCAAUAUCUAAAAGUUUUGAAUCUCUCUUCAAAUGGCUUUACUGAUAGCUUUCCAGAAUCUGUUAUGAAGUGCCAAAGCCUUUUGGCAUUAGAUUUCAGUCAUAAUUUGAUCAUGGGUAAUCUUCCUGAGAUCGGAAGUUUACGCAAGCUGCAGAUUCUGAGCCUGUCUGGGAAUUAUUUUGUUGGUUCAAUUCCAGAAACUAUUGGAGAUUUGAAAGCUUUAAGCAUUCUUGAUUUGAGUGGAAAUCAGUUGAACGAAACCAUUCCUGUUGCAAUUGGAGGAGCUGUGUCCCUAAUUGAGCUGAAGCUGGAUGGAAAUUUUCUAGGGGGUGAAAUUCCCUUUUCAAUUGCUCAUUGUUCUUCCCUUACAACUCUGUUCGCAUCACACAAUAACUUAACGGGCCCAAUACCAGCAGCACUAGCUAAACUCUCUUAUCUUCAAAAUGUCGAUUUAUCCUUUAACAAUCUCAAUGGAACCCUUCCAAAGCAGUUGUCUAAUCUUCCAAACCUUCUUGUGUUCAAUAUAUCUCACAACGACUUUAAGGGUGAGCUGCCAGGUGGUGGAUUCUUUAACACAAUCUCCCCUUCGUCCGUUACUGGCAAUCCAUCCCUUUGUGGCUCUGUUGUUAACAAGUCUUGCCCUUCUGUCCUUCCGAAACCUAUUGUUCUUAAUCCCAACUCGACAUCAGAUUCCAUUUCCAGCUCACUGCCACCAAGUAAUAAUCACAAAAGAAAUAGAAAUAUCCUCAGCAUUUCUGCACUGGUUGCCAUUGGUGCCGCUGCUUUCAUAAUCAUUGGUGUAAUCUCGAUCACCAUUCUCAACCUUCGCGUUCAAUCACCCACGUCGUCUUCAUCUGCAGCUGCACUUGCAUUAUCUGUUGGGGAUGAUUUCAGUAAUUCCUCCAGUCCCGAUGAGAAUUCUGGAAAGCUUGUGGUGUUAUCAGGAGAACUUGACUUUAGCACAGGAGCUCAUGCCUUACUGAACAAGGAUUGUGAGCUUGGACGUGGUGGAUUUGGAGCAGUUUACCAUACUAUUCUGCGGGACGGACACUCAGUUGCAAUCAAGAAGCUUACAGUUUCUAGCCUUGUCAAGUCCCAAGAGGAUUUCGAGAGGGAAGUUAGGAAGUUUGGAAUUGUCAGGCACCAAAAUCUCGUGGCACUUGAAGGUUAUUAUUGGACUCCCUCACUACAACUCCUUAUAUACGAAUUUGUCUCCAGAGGUAGCUUGUAUAGGUUGCUCCAUGAAGCGUCGGAUGACAAUGUCCUGUCAUGGAAUGAGAGGUUUGACAUAAUUCUUGGGACAGCGAAAGGUCUUGCUCACUUACAUCAAUCAAACACAAUCCACUAUAACAUAAAAUCCAGCAACAUUCUUAUUGACUGUAAUGGUCAACCUAAGGUGGGAGAUUAUGGUCUAGCUAGAUUGCUGCCAAUGUUAGACCGUUAUGUUUUAAGUAGCAAGAUCCAAAGUGCUCUCGGUUACAUGGCACCCGAGUUUGCUUGCAGAACAGUAAAGAUAACCGAAAAAUGCGAUGUGUAUGGCUUCGGGAUAUUAAUUCUAGAGGUGGUUACAGGGAAAAGACCUGUUGAGUACAUGGAAGACGACGUUGCAGUCCUUAGCGACGUGGUCAGAGAAGCAGUGGAAGAAGGAAGAGCCGAAGAAUGUGUCGACAGGAAUCUGAGAGGGAGCUUUCCAAUCGAAGAGGCUGUCCCAGUGUUAAAAUUAGGCUUGAUAUGCACAUCCCAUGUGCCAUCAAACCGACCCGACAUGAGAGAAAUGGUUAAGAUAUUGGAGAUGAUCAAAUGUCCAUCAGAAUUACAAGAAGAAUUGGGAUAAAACUCAACCAAGAACACAACUGCGUAUUAACCCGGGACACGGUCACAUACCCGGUUCUUACGGUGAAAAAUAAUCCAGUGUGCUUUAUCUGAUGAUGCCAAUGGGCUUGUUUUUUUUUUUUUUUUUUUUUUUUUUUUUGGCUUAGUGUAAUUUUUUUUUGCUUGUUUCUUGUAAUUUUAUUUCCUUUUAAAAAGUCACUGGAUUCACUUUCACCAAGCUUCCUAUUUAGUUAUAUUUCUUCUCUUCCAUUAA
This is a messenger RNA of Cucumis melo (muskmelon), 3596 nucleotides long. RefSeq names its product probable LRR receptor-like serine/threonine-protein kinase IRK. The coding region runs from base 567 to 3344 and encodes 925 amino acids. Gene Ontology annotation, biological process: protein phosphorylation. Gene Ontology annotation, molecular function: protein kinase activity; protein binding; ATP binding. NCBI's taxonomy places the organism in Eukaryota, Viridiplantae, Streptophyta, Magnoliopsida, Cucurbitales, Cucurbitaceae. The record is from RefSeq and is a predicted model, not a curated record. Gene Ontology annotation, cellular component: plasma membrane. The transcript is spliced from 2 exons.